AGAGAACAAACCAAAACAAAAAUAUCGAACCAUCACCAGCAGAAUCUUAGCUGGAUUCAUCACUCUCCUCUAAAGUUUCUCUCUUUUCUUCUCUCAGAUCUUGAAGAACAAAGAAGAAGAAGAAAAACACAAUGCUCUUCUUCUUCUACUUACUCUUAUCUUUAUCCUCCGAUCUAGUUCUCGCCGACCGUCGUGUCCUCCACGAACCAUUCUUCCCUAUAGAUUCACCACCACCGUCACCACCAUCACCACCACCGCUUCCUAAGCUACCAUUCUCUUCCACUACUCCACCAUCUCCAGACCCAAAUACUUCACCUUUCUUCCCUUUAUACCCUUCAUCUCCACCACCACCAUCACCAGCCUCAUUCGCUUCUUUUCCGGCGAAUAUCUCAUCUCUAAUCGUCCCUCACGCUACUAAAUCUCCUCCCAACUCCAAAAAACUCCUUAUAGUCGCUAUCUCCGCCGUCUCCUCCGCCGCUUUAGUCGCUGUACUUAUAGCUUUACUCUAUUGGCGAAGAAGAAGAACCAACCAAGAUCUUAACUUCUCCGAUGAUAGCAAAACUUACACCACCGACAGUAGCCGUAGAGUCUACCCUCCUCCUCCUCCGGCAACAGCUGCUCCAACACGACGCAAUGCGGAGGCUAGAAGUAAACAGAGGACCACGACGACGACGAGCUCCACAAAUAACAGCUCUGAGUUUCUUUACUUAGGAACAAUGGUGAAUCAAAGAGGAAUUGAAGAACAAUCUCUUAGUAAUAAUGGAUCAAGCUCAAGAAAACUUGAAUCUCCAGAUCUUCAACCACUUCCUCCAUUAAUGAAACGAAGUUUCCGGUUAAAUCCAGAUGUUGGUUCAAUCGGAGAAGAAGAAGAAGAAGAGUUUUACUCUCCACGUGGCUCACAAAGCGGGCGAGAACCGUUAAACCGGGUCGGAGUUCCGGGUCAAAACCCUAGAUCUGUUAACAAUGAUACUAUCUCUUGCUCAUCUUCAAGCUCUGGUUCACCAGGAAGAUCAACGUUUAUUAGUAUCUCUCCUUCAAUGAGUCCUAAAAGAUCUGAACCAAAACCUGUAGUAAUCACCACACCAGAACCACCGGCAAGGAUUUCUCCGGCGGAGUUAACAGAUUAUCGAUUUGUUCGGUCUCCGUCACUGUCGUUAGCUUCUUUAUCGUCGGGAUUUUGUCCGGUGAAAAACUCCGAUGAAGGAGGAUUGAAUCAAAUCUCUAGAUCUCCGACGGUUACGUCACUCACAGCUUCACCGGAGAAUAACAAAAAAGAGAACUCUCCGUUAUCAUCUGCUUCAACUUCGCCGGAACGACGACCUAAUGAUACACCGGAAGCUUACUUGAGGUCUCCUUCGCAUUCUUCUGCUUCUACAUCACCGUAUAGAUGUUUUCAGAAAUCUCCGGAGGUGUUACCGGCGUUUAUGAGUAAUCUCCGGCAAGGUUUGCAAUCUCAGUUACUAUCUUCUCCUUCAAAUUCUCAUGGAGGACAAGGUUUCCUUAAGCAGUUAGAUGCAUUACGUUCUCGUUCACCGUCAUCUUCUUCUUCAUCAGUUUGUUCUUCACCGGAGAAAGCUUCUCACAAGUCACCGGUUACAUCUCCCAAGUUGUCUUCCCGGAAUUCGCAGUCUCUAGCAUCAUCUCCGGAUAGAGAUUUUAGUCAUAGCUUAGAUGUAUCACCACGGAUUUCGAACAUUUCACCUCAAAUAUUACAGUCUCGAGUGCCUCCGCCUCCGCCACCUCCUCCACCAUUGUGGGGACGACGGAAUCAGGUGACUCAUAAGGCGGAGCCAAUCUCGAAACCGCCUUCUCUUACGCCGCCUUCACAUCCUUUUGUGAUCUCAUCCGAAAACUUACCAGUGACUUCUCCUAUGGAGACUCCAGAGACGGUUAGUGCCAGUGAGCCAGCGGAGGAAACUCCGAAACCGAAGCUAAAGGCGUUACAUUGGGAUAAAGUAAGAGCAAGUUCGGAUCGUGAGAUGGUUUGGGAUCAUCUUCGAUCAAGCUCUUUCAAAUUAGAUGAAGAGAUGAUUGAGACGUUGUUUGUGGCAAAGUCGUUAGAUAACAAACUAAAUCAGAGUCAGACAACUCCAAGAUGUGUUCUCCCGAGCCCAAACCAAGAGAACAGAGUCUUGGACCCUAAGAAGGCUCAGAAUAUUGCGAUCUUGCUUCGCGCACUUAAUGUCACUAUAGAAGAAGUUUGUGAGGCUCUUCUUGAAGGCAAUGCUGAUACACUUGGGACUGAACUUCUUGAGAGCUUACUGAAGAUGGCACCGACAAAAGAAGAAGAACGCAAAUUGAAAGCGUAUAAGGAUGAUUCGCCCGUUAAGCUUGGACAUGCUGAGAAAUUCCUUAAGGCAAUGCUGGACAUCCCUUUUGCCUUUAAAAGAGUUGAUGCGAUGCUCUAUGUUGCUAACUUUGAGUCUGAGGUUGAAUAUCUGAAGAAAUCUUUUGUGACUCUUGAGGCUGCUUGUGAGGAACUGAGGAACAGCAGGAUGUUCUUAAAGCUUCUCGAAGCUGUUCUAAAGACAGGAAACCGUAUGAACGUUGGGACAAACCGAGGGGAUGCUCAUGCGUUCAAGCUUGACACACUCCUCAAGCUAGUCGAUGUCAAAGGCGCUGAUGGGAAAACAACUCUCUUGCAUUUCGUUGUACAAGAGAUAAUCAGAGCAGAAGGCACACGUCUCUCAGGUAACAAUACAGAUGACAUCAAAUGCAGGAAACUAGGCCUCCAAGUCGUAUCAAGUCUCUGUUCAGAGCUAAGUAACGUUAAGAAAGCUGCUGCAAUGGACUCAGAAGUACUAAGCAGCUACGUCUCCAAGCUUUCUCAAGGGAUCGCCAAGAUUAACGAAGCUAUCAAAGUCCAAUCAACGAUCAUAGAAGAAAGCAACAGUCAGAGAUUUUCGGAAUCGAUGAACACGUUUCUGAAAAGAGCUGAGGAAGAGAUCAUCAGAGUACAAGCUCAAGAGAGCGUCGCGUUAUCUCUCGUGAAAGAAAUCACAGAGUAUUUCCACGGAAACUCGGCUAAAGAAGAAGCGCAUCCGUUUAGAAUAUUCUUGGUGGUUAGAGACUUCCUUGGAGUAGUAGACAGAGUCUGCAAAGAAGUAGGGAUGAUAAACGAAAGAACAAUGGUUAGUUCUGCUCAUAAGUUUCCAGUACCAGUGAAUCCAAUGCUUCCACAACCUCUUCCUGGACUCGUUGGACGAAGACAAUCUUCUUCUUCGUCGUCUUCUUCUUCCGCUUCGUCAUCAGAUGACGAACAUAACUCAUCUCAUUAGUUUCUUUAAGGUGAGAUCUCAGCUUUUGUAUGUGCAUGUUGUUGUAAAAAGUAUCCAGCAAUGGAUUGUUUUG
Molecule: messenger RNA, 3351 nt
Organism: Arabidopsis arenosa
Lineage: Eukaryota; Viridiplantae; Streptophyta; Magnoliopsida; Brassicales; Brassicaceae
Source: the annotation of a GenBank genome assembly